Messenger RNA from Synchiropus splendidus (mandarinfish), 2322 nucleotides. RefSeq names its product BRO1 domain and CAAX motif containing (gene brox). The record is from RefSeq and is a predicted model, not a curated record. Bases 95 to 1366 code for a protein of 423 amino acids. The transcript has 13 exons. Lineage: Eukaryota; Metazoa; Chordata; Actinopteri; Syngnathiformes; Callionymidae.
CGCCUAUAUUAGAUCACACGAAAUGUUGCGCGUGGAUCUCCGUUCAAAAAAAGAAAGAACGAUUUGAAUUGCUCGUGUAAUUCAUUUGAAACAAAUGAAGAAACUAUUUUUUAGAGAUCGCUUUAUCAACAGAAUGGCACACUGGUUUCACAGAAACCCACUCAAAGCGACGGCGCCUGUUUCGUUUAAUUAUUAUGGCGUGGCGAGUAGCAUCCCGGCCAACAAGAUCUGCAAUGAGCUGAGGUCAACCAGGGCCAGACUGUUGGAGAUGUUCACAGAUGUUACCUGCAACCAGGAAGUCAUGAAGAAUGCAGCCGAUGCAUACUUCUCUCUCCUACAAGGUUUCAUCGUUUCUUUGGAUGGAACGACACAGGAGAACAAGAUGCGGUUUAUCCAGAACUUUAAAUGGACUGACACUUUGCAAGGAAAUUUGCCAAGUGCUCAGCAGGAUGCCAUCUUUGAACUGAUCUCCAUGGCCUUCAAUGUUGCCAUCUGGCACACCAAGUUUGCCUCCAGAAUAGCAGGGAAAGAAGAUGUGACUGAGACAGAGGCAAAAGAUGUUCAUCGGAGCCUGAAGGUUGCUGCUGGAAUUUUUAAAACUCUCAAGGAGGCCUACAUCCCUCGUCUCAUCACCCCAGCUGAAAAAGGCAAAGAUUUGGAGUCCAGAGUGAUUGAUACGUACAUCAUCCAAUGCCAAGCAGAAGCACAAGAAGUGACCAUCGCCAGGGCAAUCGAACUAAAGCACAACGCCACAAUCGUCGCAGCAUUGUCGUACGAGACUGCAAACUUUUACCAAAAAGCCGAUCACACCCUUCACACCUUGGAGCCAGAAUGCAGUACCAAGUGGAGGAAGUAUCUGCAGCUGAAGCAGCACUUUUACAUGGCUUAUGCGUACUGCUACCAUGGACAGACACUGCUGGCAAGUGACAAGUGUGGCGAGGCGAUUCGAUCCCUCCAGGAGGCAGAGAAGUGUUACUCUCGGGCCGAGGAGCUGUGCAAAGAGUAUCGCCAAACCAAAGGACCCGGAACCACAGCGAAGCCAUCGGAGCAGCUCUUCUUCCGCAAACUGGGCGGCCUCAUUAGAAACACACUGGAGAAGUGCCAGAGAGAAAACGGCUUCAUAUACUUCCACAAGGUGCCAGCUGAACCUCCUGUCCUGGAGCUGAAGGCCAGCUACGGGCUGGCCGAGCCUGUUCCGUUUGAGAUGCCCCCUCUGAAUGAGCAGUGCACUCCUGAGGUCUACGCCACCUUUGACCUCACCAAGGGCCCCAAAAAUGACAAAGCCAAACCUAAAGAGGAAGAGGUGAAGCCGGUGAAGGAGCCGGACCUGAAACCUCAGAAGGACAGCGGCUGCACCAUCUCCUAACUCAGCACCGCUGUUCAACAUGACACUUCUUUGUAGACAUCUAUGGGAUAAGUGAUUCACUUCUUAAUCAUCCUCUAUAUUCAUGCUGAAGUGUCAGUCACUUUACAUCGACCCACAGAGGCCGACAAAUGUAAUACUGCAAAAUAAUUCAUCUUAUUUGCCUUUUAAAACGACAUAGUAUAUGAUGUCUGGACUGACAUGCUGUAGCAGUAUCAAAGAAUGAAGCGGACAAUAUACGGUGACAUUAAUUUAUAUUUAAGUUCCAAUUCAAUUUCUAAAUGUACUUCAACAUUGUUUGCCUGUUUGGAUUCCUACUUUAAGAUAAGUAUGCGAUGUUAAAAAACAUCAUAGUCGACAACAGUAUGAGGCGUAUGGCAAAUGAAGGAAUAUAUUUCAUUUAAAUCAAGUUUUUAUAUUAGUAAGGCAUUUGCCAGGCUGGUUCACUCUCAUGUGUUGCCAUGGCGACAGAUGAGUCAUCAUUUUUAUUGAGUUAUUCUGGGAUGCCUUCAAAACAGUGAUCGACGCGAAACAAUCAAGUAAAACAUUGUUUACGACUUCAAAAUGUUUUCUACACAUUAUUUUAUUUACUCUUGCUAGUUCAGAAUGAUCUCUCAGUGUAGUCACAUGUGUGUUUGUGUUAAUCACCUGACCUGACUUCUCCAUGGUAUCAGCGACACAAUAUUUAGCCACAAGAAUCAGGUACUCUACCAGACAAUAUACACUCUUGCACUGUGUGAAAAACACUUGCCUCGCACUCCGCGCGACUCUUCGAACCUGCUUGCUAAUUUUGAAGGCGGGAGUUAAAUGUGUCAGGAAUCUGGCUGCUGCCUUGUUUAUCUUAUCCUGUCAUCUGUUUAGCAGUGGGGUGUGUCCGACGUCAUGACGGUGAACAGAUCCUGCAGCCUGUUAUACUCCAAUGUAAAAUGUAUAUCAAAGAAAAUAAAGGACAAAACACA